This is a messenger RNA of Penicillium longicatenatum, 2244 nucleotides long. RefSeq names its product tRNA dihydrouridine synthase DUS3 (gene dus3). Gene Ontology annotation, molecular function: RNA binding; tRNA dihydrouridine synthase activity; flavin adenine dinucleotide binding. The record is from RefSeq and is a predicted model, not a curated record. Gene Ontology annotation, biological process: tRNA processing. The coding region runs from base 1 to 2244 and encodes 747 amino acids. The transcript has 3 exons. NCBI's taxonomy places the organism in Eukaryota, Fungi, Ascomycota, Eurotiomycetes, Eurotiales, Aspergillaceae.
AUGUCCAGCCUGGAUUUGAUCGACCGGAAGCCCGAGGAAGCCAACAAUUCCGCUCCAGAGGCGGACGCUACCAUGCGGAACCGCGACGUUCCCUCCGGCAGUGAUGAGCCCCCCGCGAAGAAAGCGCGACUAGGAGGGACCUCGGACUCCGACCAAGUGCGCGAUGCACGUGACAGGGGAAUUGCACCGAUCAAGGCAGAAUACCGGAUUCAAACUAAGCCCAAGCCCAAGCCUAUCGAACCCGAGAUCGACCCCGAUGAUGCUGCCGAAGCUGCUUCUCAUGCCGAACGCGAGGGCGACAGCAGAGACAACAAGAAGAACAAAAAGAAGAAGAACACUGGCCAAAACACUAACCGAAGUUUCGGCAGUUCCAAAGACGCCAAAGGCCUCUGUGGUUCAAGAAUGUUCAGUCCGGAGUUCUCACCAGGACAGUGCCAGUUUAACGAGAAAUGCCGAUUUGAGCACGACUUGCGUCUCUACCUGAAAGAACACAAGCGCGAGGAUCUUACAACCUUGAAUGGGAUGUGCCCUGUGUACGAGGCCCUGGGCAAGUGUUAUUCAGGAUGGAAGUGCCGGCUGGUUGGAUCGCACUCGCAGGAGAGAGAGACGGCAGAUGGCAAGAAGGAGCUUGUUCUUUUAGAAGAUGAGGAACGGAUGGCCAAGGCCAAACCGCGCGUCCCAUUUGCGACGGACGACGGACUUGUCAAUAUCAUUGCCAACGAGAAUAAAAUUGCUCUGGCGCGGAAAAAAGAAGUCACCAUUCGUGCCAAUGCCGUCAAUGAUUGGCUCCACAAGUCUGGUCAGGAAUUAGAACAAUACCUGCACAGUGGAAAGAAGAAGGCGGACGAGGAUACUGAAAAGAGCGCGGUUGAAGAUCCUGUAGUGACCAACGGCGAAACUGAAAAGUCCGAUGCGGACAAUGUCAAAGAGGAGAAAGAAGAGCAGCGGGCACAGUUUACCGAACCGCCUUUCUUGCCAUCUGAGAAGCGUCGCAUUUACUUCGGACCUGAGACUCCUACUCUGGCACCUUUGACGACACAGGGGAAUAUGCCUUUCCGACGACUUUGCACAGAUCUGGGAGCCCAAUUCACCUACUCUGAAAUGGCCAUGAGUAUGCCGCUCAUUCAAGGCGCAAAGUCGGAAUGGACUUUGAUGAAGGCGCACGAGUCGGAAAUGCUUCCACCGGCUAUCACGAAAGGGGACAACGUGGUCCAAGGCUACGAUAAUUCCAAAGAUUUCAAAUUUGGAGCACAGAUCGCUGCCAACAAACCCUGGCAGGCCGUGAAAGCUACCGAGGUUCUUUCGAAGUUCACUCCCCACUUGCGUGUGAUCGACUUAAACUGUGGAUGCCCAAUUGACCUUGUCUUCCGAGAUGGAGCUGGAUCUGCUCUGCUCGAUCACCACUCCAAACUGGAGAAAAUCAUUCGCGGUAUGAAUAUGGUCUCCCAGGAGAUUCCCAUUACGGUGAAGAUCCGCAUGGGUGUCAGAGAUAACUACCCCACUGCGCUGAAGCUCACUGAGCGCCUUAUUCUGGGUGGCUACGAAUCUAGUCUCCUUGGUGUGGGUCCUCCAGGUGUCGCGGCCAUCACUCUCCAUGGACGAAGCAGACAACAACGAUACACCAAAGAGGCAGAUUGGAGCUAUAUCGCUGAUUGCGCAGCCUUAAUCAAGCGUAUGAAUGAAAAGACAGACGUCGCCACCGACACUAUCCGUGAGCCUGAUGCCCGCUUCCAGCCGAAUGGUGGAAAAACCUACUUCCUCGGAAACGGUGACUGCUACUCGCAUGCCGACUAUGAUAACCACGUUAAAAAUGCUGGAGUGGAUUCGGUCAUGGUGGGCCGUGGUGCCCUGAUUAAGCCAUGGCUGUUCGAGGAAAUCCAGACGGGACAAUAUCUUGACAAAUCUGCAUCGGAGCGUCUUGCCUAUAUCGAGAAGUUUGCCAAGUACGGUCUGGAGGCUUGGGGAUCUGAUGAGCACGGUGUCGGUACAACCCGACGAUUCAUGCUGGAGUGGCUGAGCUUUGCCCAUCGCUAUGUUCCCAUCGGACUACUGGAGUACCUUCCGCCCCAUAUUAACGACCGACCUCCUGCCUGGCGUGGUCGCAAUGAAAUGGAGACUCUCUUGGGCAGUGACAACUACAAGGAUUGGAUCAAGAUUUCCGAGAUGUUCCUUGGUCCUGCUCAUAAGGACUUCAAGUUUGAGCCUAAGCAUAAGUCUAAUUCUUAUGACCAGGCUGAGGGCUAA